AGGAUGAUCAACGACCCAAAAUCAACACACUUCAUUGCAUGGACCGACCUCGGCACCUCCUUCGUCGUCUCCAAUGUCGGUGAGUUCAGCAGAAGCAUCCUGGGCUCGCACUUCAAACACAAUAACUUCUCAAGUUUCGUACGCCAACUCAACAUGUACGGCUUUCACAAGAUAAACCGGACCCCCCGCGCACAACGCACCUCAACAGACGCGCAGACCUGGGAAUUCUCACACCACAAGUUCCUGCGUGGUCGCCCUGAUCUGUUGGAUGAGAUAAAGCGGAAA
This is a messenger RNA of Laccaria bicolor S238N-H82, 285 nucleotides long. RefSeq lists its product as uncharacterized. The annotation marks the transcript as partial. The transcript is spliced from 3 exons. Gene Ontology annotation, biological process: regulation of DNA-templated transcription. The record is from RefSeq and is a predicted model, not a curated record. NCBI's taxonomy places the organism in Eukaryota, Fungi, Basidiomycota, Agaricomycetes, Agaricales, Hydnangiaceae. Gene Ontology annotation, molecular function: DNA-binding transcription factor activity; sequence-specific DNA binding.